Molecule: messenger RNA, 1414 nt
Organism: Nicrophorus vespilloides
Lineage: Eukaryota; Metazoa; Arthropoda; Insecta; Coleoptera; Silphidae
Product: ribosome biogenesis protein WDR12 homolog
Exons: 4
Coding region: 121-1374 (417 amino acids)
Biological process (GO): ribosome biogenesis
Cellular component (GO): preribosome, large subunit precursor
Molecular function (GO): protein binding
Source: RefSeq, a predicted model, not a curated record
GCAGAAACAUUCAAAUUGUCUUUCGCCUGUGGUCAACAUAACCUUAUUUUUCCAUACCUCGUUGAAAGUUAAAUUUGUUUUGUAUUUAUAAGCGUUGCAGACGAAGAGAAAGAAAUUAAAAUGAAUACAGAAAAUUUAUCAGAGUCGCAAUUACAAGUAAAAUUUAUUACUAAACAAGAAAUAUACGCUGUUCCUGAUGUUCCAUUUUCAGUGCCAGUUAAUAUUAAUAUUAAAUCCUUGAACAAAUUGUUGAAUGAAUUGUUGAAGGAAAACAAUAGUAAUAUUAUUAAAUCUAUAGAUUUUGAUUUUAUUGUGUUAGGAGAAUUGUUGAGGGUUUCUUUGGUUGAACAUCUUGAAGAGAGAAAUCAAUCUACUGAGGCUACUAUUGAAAUAGAAUAUGUUGAACGUACUCAGGCACCUGAACCUCAAGAUGCUCUAUUACAUGAUGAUUGGGUAUCCAGUAUUCAAGUUGCAGAUAAGUGGAUUUUGACUGGAUGUUAUGAUAACACAAUCAAUAUAUGGAGUAUUAAAGGAAAACAUCAGGCUGCUUCUAAUAAACACACAAAUUGUGUUAGAAGUGUUAGUUGGCUGAAGAAAGGAGACCCUACGAAGGGAUUUGUGAGUGUAUCGCAUGAUUUGACUGCUAUUUUAUGGAACUGGGAAGUGGGCACGAAUGAUAUUCAAGAGCAUGCUAUUUUGAAAGGUCAUGAAAGAGGAAUUGACACUGUCAGUGUGAGCCCUGAUGGUACAAGAUUGGCAACAGGUGGAUGGGACACUCAUUUAAAAAUCUGGAAUGCAUCUCUAGAAACAGACAAUGAUGAACCUCCAAGUAAAAAGACAAAAGGAACUUUUGUUAGGACGCCAUUGGUUACCGUUAAGGGGCAUAAAGAAACGAUUUCUGGCUCUAUGUGGUCAGAUGAUAAAACAAUAUGCACUAGUUCUAUGGAUCAUACUAUCAAAUUCUGGGAUGCAGAGAUGAGUAGUAUCAAAUCUGAAAUAGUCGGACAAAAAGCAUUUUUAAGCUUAAGUUGGUCGCCCCUGAAUAAUAUGGUUCUUGCAUCCUCAGCAGACAGACAUAUAAGACUUUAUGAUCCCCGUUCUAUCGAGGGUUCUAUUUGCAAGUCUACGUACACUUCACAUACCUUGUGGGUUCCUACAGUCACUUGGUCACAAUACAGCGAACAUCUAUUUAUGUCGGGAAGCUACGAUAAAAAUGUUAAAUUAUGGGACACAAGAAGUCCCAAAGCACCACUGUUCGACCUUUCCGGCCACGAUGGCAAGGUUCUAUGCGUUGAUUGGUCUAAUAACCAAUAUUUAGUAUCCGGAGGAACCGAUAACAAUGUGAAUAUUUUUAAAAAUAAUAACUAUAAUUAAACUCUGUUUAAUAAUUUUCUUGAUAUAUUUUUUAUUGAAG